This is a messenger RNA of Puccinia triticina, 450 nucleotides long. RefSeq lists its product as uncharacterized. The record is from RefSeq and is a predicted model, not a curated record. Lineage: Eukaryota; Fungi; Basidiomycota; Pucciniomycetes; Pucciniales; Pucciniaceae. The coding region runs from base 1 to 450 and encodes 149 amino acids. The transcript has 3 exons.
AUGGCCAAUCAACAAGUAUUAUGCGCCAAGGCGCUGGGGAGGACAUUGCGACUGCUCAUUUGCCUCCCUGCCAAAGAUCGCUUCAUCCAUGCCGGCGUCAGCCAUCCGUUUUGUUUCUUUGACAAACGUAAUUGGGUGCUUUUCGGUGGCCAUGAUGGAAAGGUCUUUGCAACCAAUCUGGGCCCGGUGUUGCGCCAAACCCUGUGCCCCAGCGCCGCCUGCUUCUUAAGAUGCCUCUCUAACCCAUAUCGCCUCGCUCCCUCCACCCGAGCGACAAUGGCCAACCAUCCCCGAAGCCUCUCAGCCAACCCUGCCAUGCUUCUCCUCAGCCACUCUGCCGCUGCCGCCGAUCCUGCCGACAAGGGCAACAACAAUACCCCCACACUCGCCCACAUGCCCGCCCUGCCCAGCACCCUCAGCACCGACGAUCAGCUCUUACCCUGUUCGUAA